AUGACUGACAAGCUCCCACCCAACCUGCUUGCGCUGUUCGCGCCGCGCCCGCCCCUGCGAUGGGUUCCGCCCCCCGACCAUGCGCCUGAGCAACGACGAACUGCUCCCGUCUCCGGCAUCGCUGCCUUCCUCCCCGCGCUCGCCGAGUACAAAGACCAGGAUGGCUACGUUCCCACGGAGAGCUGGCUGCAGAUGAAAGACCGCAAAAAGCAGGAGCACAAGGCCAAGCUCGAACGGCUCGCGGCCGAAGGCCCUGUUGAUUACAAGCCGAAUGAAGACCCCAACAUUCGCGGCGACGCCUUCAAGACUCUCAUUGUCGCAAGGCUGUCCUACGAGGCGAACGAACAAGACCUCGAGCGAGAGUUUGGUCGUUUCGGCAACAUUGAGCGCAUUCGCAUCAUCACUGACACGCACGCCCAUGAAAAAUCCAAGAACAAGAAGAAGAAGCCCCAUCGAGGAUAUGCUUUCGUCGUUUUCGAGCGCGAAAGAGAUAUGAGAGCUGCUCUAGAUUCCUGCGAUGGAAUUCGAAUCAAAGAUCGACGUAUCAAGGUAGACGUCGAACGCGGCCGCACAGUCAAGGGUUGGAAGCCCCGCCGCUUCGGCGGUGGCCUCGGCGGCCGAGGCUACACGAAGGCCCUCCCUGCUAGGCCCAUGGGCGGGCCAGGUGGCUUCGGUGGAGGAGGCUUCAGGGGCGGAUUCCGAGGUGGCUUUGACGGCGGUCGCGGUCGUGGAGGUUUCCGCGGCGGCUUUGGCGGCCGCGGCGGUGGGUUCCGUGGUGGAGGUGACUUUGGUGGCGGCCGUGACCGCGGCGGUCCAGGCGGUCCCGGCGGUCCCGGCGGUCCAAAUGGUUUCCCCCGUGAUGCGCCCCAAGGCCCUGGCCGUGGCGGCUUCGGAGACCGUGAUCGCGGUUUCUCCAAUGGUGGUGGGUUCGACCGCGGCAGCGGUCGCUCGUUCGAUGACCGAUCUGGCGGUGGCCCGCGUGAUCGUUAUGGUGACCGAGACCGCGACAACCGACGCACAGGCAGCAACAUGGAGCCCGUUCGGCCCAGAGGUGAGGGCGGCUACCGUGACCGCGACAACAGAGACAGUAGGGACAACAGGGACAGCAGGGACAACAGGGACAACAGGGACAGCAGGGACAGCAGGGACGGCAGAGACAACCGGGACCGAGACUACGACCGCCCGCGCGACGACGACAACAGGAAACGCGGGUACGACGGCGGUGGCUACGAGGACCCACGCAAGCUUCGUCGCUACUAA
Molecule: messenger RNA, 1260 nt
Organism: Verticillium nonalfalfae
Lineage: Eukaryota; Fungi; Ascomycota; Sordariomycetes; Glomerellales; Plectosphaerellaceae
Exons: 4
Coding region: 1-1260 (419 amino acids)
Biological process (GO): mRNA splicing, via spliceosome
Cellular component (GO): precatalytic spliceosome; U1 snRNP; U2-type prespliceosome
Molecular function (GO): mRNA binding; U1 snRNA binding
Source: RefSeq, a predicted model, not a curated record